Molecule: messenger RNA, 745 nt
Organism: Exophiala viscosa
Lineage: Eukaryota; Fungi; Ascomycota; Eurotiomycetes; Chaetothyriales; Herpotrichiellaceae
Exons: 1
Coding region: 150-650 (166 amino acids)
Source: RefSeq, a predicted model, not a curated record
GCCUGUCAGAUCCGUUUAGUGCGUAAUUAACUCGAUAAGUCCCUGGAGCUCUUCCCAUACAGGAUUGCUACACAGGAGGCCAUGAGCUCUUUGAGGUAGUCUAGCGAUAUGCUGUUGAGGCAUCUCCUGCCGUCAAGCUAUUGGGAUUCAUGUCUACAACGUCGACGUUCUCUCCGUCAGCAAAAGCCACCUUCCUGCAAAGAGGCUUGAACGUUUGGCAGGCAAUCCUGUUAUCAAAUAUUGACCCCUGCGUCGUCCUACUAUGGGUUGCGAUAACGGUUCGUUCAUGCUGCAUCUAUCCCAUGCAAGAUGAGUUACCAAACAGUUUUGAAUCGGUUGCAUCCAUGGGAAAGACCCGGAUCGACCUUGCACAGCCCUUGCAGCACCCUCCGGCCCAUGACCUGCCAGUCACUAUAACACUGCAUAUGCAUCAGACCCUUGGCUCGUGGCACUCGGACAUGACACUGCUGUUACCUUCAACUCAUGGCCUGGCCGGUUUGUACUCCCAAGACGCGUCGAUCAUAAGUCGAAUCGUCGUCGCAUACCGUGCCUUUCAGCCAGUAUUCCAUGGCUAUGGAAUUUGGAGUCAGUCCAUCUCAGUUUCCCAUCUUGUCGCGAAGAAAGCCCUGAAGCCCGUGUUGGGUGGCUGAUCCUCAGAAGGCACCGCGACGUUUGCUGACGGACGACCCGAGCGCCUCUCGACGCAGUGCCCUGUGCAGCAGGCUUUCUGAAGCCCUCGUCGAUA